Molecule: messenger RNA, 1813 nt
Organism: Gekko japonicus
Lineage: Eukaryota; Metazoa; Chordata; Lepidosauria; Squamata; Gekkonidae
Product: leukocyte elastase inhibitor-like
Exons: 9
Coding region: 44-1495 (483 amino acids)
Biological process (GO): negative regulation of endopeptidase activity
Molecular function (GO): serine-type endopeptidase inhibitor activity
Source: RefSeq, a predicted model, not a curated record
CUUUGACCAUUGCUGUGCAAGUCAAGAACUUCUGAAUUCCACCAUGACUACCUUGCCGGAAGCCAAUGCCAAACUUGCCCUUGACUAUUUCCGUCACCUGAGCGAACAGCACCCAUGUGACAAUCUCUUGUGCUCGCCUGUGAAUCUCACCUGUUCCCUUGGCCUGCUUCUUUAUGCAUCUAGAGGUGGUACUGCAGCUGAGCUUGAAAAGGUACUCCACUGGGAUGAACUGAAAGAGUCUGAGAAAGUCAGAAACAAACGAUACUUGAUGACUCGGAUACGAACAAGUGCUUCACCAGUAAAGUUUCAAGAAAAAGACAAGAUCUAUCCCGGACACAGACGCUAUCCUGAACAACAUGCUAAAUCUUGCGACGACAGACUACACCCACAUGAACCACACCAUGCUAGGCCUAGCGACAGGAGACGACCAGCUCCUGAACCAGAACAUACUAAACCUCAUGAUGAGAGACGACAAGCCCCCCAGCGCCCACCUGGCCACCCUGAGCCUGAGGCACCAUCUUGUCCUCAAACAAGUGUUCCAGAUUAUAAAUGUGAAGAUCCUGAAGGAGUCCAUACAGGAUUCAGCAAAAUCCUUGAACAACUUAACAAACCCAGCACCGAUUAUUUCUUGAGUUUUGCCAACAAGCUGUUUGGAAACUAUGCCUUCAUCCAGAAAUUCCUUUUCUGUGCUUUGAAACUGUACUUGACUGAAGUUGGUAGAGCUGACUUUCAUAAUACCCCUGAAGAAGUGAGGAGACUGAUAAACCUGUGGGUUGAAGCCCAGUCACAUGGUGAAAUCAAGGACCUUCUCCCUGAGCAGAGCGUGGAUAGUCUGACUCAGCUGCUGAUGGUGAAUACCAUCUACUUCAGAGGACUAUGGGAAAUUCAAUUUAACAAAGAGCUCACCGAAGAAGCCCCAUUUUAUACAAAUGAGAAGGCCUCUCAUACUGUGCAGCUGAUGCACACCAGGGGUACCUUCAACACAGGGAUGGUCCAUCUAAACAACACUGAGGUGCAAAUUCUGGAGAUUCCAUACAAAAACCAUGAGAUGAGCUUGUUCAUACUGCUACCAAAAGCUGAAAAUCCCGAUUCCUGUCUACAGCUGGAAGAUGCGCUCUCCCAUGUUGAACUGCUUGACUGGUCCAGUUAUUUGAAGCCUGAAGAUGUGAAGGUGGCCAUUCCCAAAUUCAGCAUGGAGAAGACGGCCGAUGCAGACAAGUACUUAAAUCUGUCACAGAUAAGUGAUUCUGAAAAGGCUGAUAUCUCUGGAGCAAUAACCAUCCAUGGGGUGGCUCUGUCUCAGCUUGUCCAUGACACUUUCUUUGAGGCUGAUGAAGAGGGUGCUAAAGAACCUGCAGCAAAGGAGGACCAAGCCUCUAAGAGUCACCGUCAUGGACCUGUGCAUUUUGUGGCUGACCAUCCUUUCCUUUUCUAUGUUCUUCACAAGUUUACCCAAAGCAUUAUUAUCUUUGGUAGAUUCUCUAAACCAGAGUGAAAGAAUGAUUCUAUCCAUGCAACUUAAAAUCAGUGGGAAAUAACUAUGGAAAAGGGUUUUAGACCAAUGAAUUCUUUUGGAUUUCCCCCUCUUGGCCUCAGGCUCAUUGGAUUAAUUUGGGCAAAGAAAAUUUUUAUGUGGUGAGGGAUCUAAUUUGCACCACUGAUUUUAAAGUGGCUUUGUUGUCCAAUCUCCUCUCACAAUUUUGCUUCAGGUCACCUUUUUAUUAUUAAAAGAAUAGCCUUCUUCCUGAUCUCUAUUAUCCAACAAAACAGUCACAAAAUACUUGAUUCAGACAUCUGAUUUAGGCAUCAACAU